GCUCGGACAGGAGGGCUUUCCUGAGGAAGUAAGAAUUUAUAGGUGACAUUGCACCCCACGAGCAGGCCUCUGCAGUGGAUGCUCCUUCCGCACCAGCGAAAUCACGUCAGCUCUUCCUCCAGGACAGUGAUCCUUCCCAAGGACGUUCGGGAAUCUUUGGAAUGGUGGACUUCACCGGCCAUUCUCCGGGGAACCUGCUUCAGGGAACCGCCCCGGUUGACCAUCACCACGGAUGCCAGCCUCUUUGGCUGGGGAGCACAUUUGGAAUCACACCUGGCUCAGGGCCAAUGGUCGGAACUCGAAGCUCAACGCAGCAUCAAUUUCCUGGAGCUACGAGCUAUUUUCCUAGCACUCCAAGCAUUCUCGACACUCAUCACCGGUCAACACAUUCUGAUUUUAACGGACAACACUACGGCCAAGGCCCACGUGAAUCGUAUGGGCGGCACGCAUUCUCGUUCUCUUCUUCAGGAGGCUUUCCGACUAGACCUUUGGGCGGAGGCCCAUCUUGCCUCACUGAAGGCCGACCACAUUUCGGGGGUUACCAACAUCAUGGCAGAUUCUCUGAGUCGGAAUACCAUCGAUCAAUCGGAAUGGGCUCUUGUACCUUCGUUGUUCAACGAUCUGUCGGCAAGGUUUGGCCUCCCUCAAGUAGACCUAUUCUCUUCCACCUACAACCAUCAACUUCCGCAGUACUUCACACGGUUCCCAUCCCGUGGAGUGGAAGCGGUGGAUGCCUUACGCAGCCCUUGGCCUCAGGGCCUUCUCUAUGCCUUCCCUCCUCUCCCCGAUUCCCAGGGUAAUCCGCAGGUUACUGGAGCAGAGAUCCGAGCUGAUACUUGUCGCCCCCUAUUGGCCCAGGAGACCGUGGUUCGCAGAUCUCCUGGCACUGUCGGUUCAGGAUCCAUGGAGGAUACCAGACUGCAAAGUGGCGCUUCACCAGGGUCCCAUUCAACAUCCAGAUCCACAAUGGCUCUGCCUAACCGUCUGGAGGUUGAGCGGAUCAUCUUAAAGAAGGCUCAGGUUCCUACCAGCAUCAUCCCAACCAUUCAAGCGGCCCGUCGCGAUUCCACUUCUCGCAUCUAUCAGGCCACCUGGCGGGCAUUCGUGACCUGGUGUGAGGCACGGUCCAGAUCUGCUACUUCUGCAUCAGUAGUACAUGUACUGGAAUUCCUCCACGAUGGUUUCAAGGCUGGACUAUCACCAAACACCUUGAGGCGACAAUUGGCAGCUAUAUCUUCGAUACUUACCUGUGGAUCUCAUCAUUCCCUAUCUAGAGAACCUCUCCUGCGGGAUUUUCUCCGGGGGGCCACCAACUUGAGACCACCUGUGGUUCAUAGAUUCCCUUCCUGGAGUUUACACAAGAUUCUCUCUUCUCUGACCAGGAGUCCAUUUGAACCAUUGAGAGAGGCACCAAUUCGAUACUUACCUGUGGAUCUCAUCAUUCCCUAUCUAGAGAACCUCUCCUGCGGGAUUUUCUCCGGGGGGCCACCAACUUGA
Ahaetulla prasina is the source of this 1497-nucleotide messenger RNA. RefSeq lists its product as uncharacterized. The record is from RefSeq and is a predicted model, not a curated record. Gene Ontology annotation, molecular function: nucleic acid binding. Bases 79 to 1497 code for a protein of 472 amino acids. NCBI's taxonomy places the organism in Eukaryota, Metazoa, Chordata, Lepidosauria, Squamata, Colubridae. The transcript is spliced from 2 exons.